Oreochromis aureus is the source of this 1577-nucleotide messenger RNA. RefSeq lists its product as uncharacterized. Bases 120 to 1022 code for a protein of 300 amino acids. The record is from RefSeq and is a predicted model, not a curated record. The transcript has 2 exons. Lineage: Eukaryota; Metazoa; Chordata; Actinopteri; Cichliformes; Cichlidae.
GAAGUGAGGUAACUGGGUUUUCUCCUUUCUACCUUCUUUUUGGAAGGUCCCCAAGGUUACCUAUUGAUCUGCUAUUUGGUCUCACCUCUGAGACAGGGAAAACAGACCACCGAACCUACAUGGAGAAAUGGACACGAGAAAUGCAAGAGGCAUAUGACAUAGUACGGGAGAAAGCAAAAAAGUCAGCAGACAGGAGUAAAAAACAUUAUGAUGGGAAAGUGAGAAGCUCUGUGUUAUAUCCUAGCGAUCGUGUUCUUGUCCGAAAUCUGACCCCUAAAGGAGGAACGGGGAAGCUUCGUAAUCACUGGGAACAGGGCAUCAAUGUUGUCAUCCGUCAAGUUGCAGAAGGCCUCCCUGUGUAUGAGGUGAAACCAGAGCAAGGGAGGGGAAGGUCAAGAAUCAUGCACCGCAACCUGCUGCUGCCAUGUGAUUACUUACCCCUGGAAAGGCCACCAGAAGUAUCACCAAAGCAAAAGAAAAGAAGGGUGAGGGAAAAAGACGCAGAACAGGUGGACCAGGAAGUGGAAGAUGACGAGGAGGAAUGGGGGUACUAUUAUGGGCCCGCAACACAGCCUCAAGUGCCCAGUACAGAGAGGGUCACAGAGCAUGGUGAUGGCCAGGAGAAACCAGAGGUCAGUGGUACUGGACCACUGGGUGAAGAAAGGCUCAUGUUGUACACAGAGGAGCCUGAGACACAGGAUGAAAACAGGCCACAGGAAGAAGACCAUCGAGAGGAAGAUGGACAAGUAGUUGGAGAGGUAAUGGAUGACACUCUAGCAUCUCCACGCCCAUGUUUGCCUGAACGCAACAGAGAAGGGACCUAUAGUUUGCCACGGAGGGAGAGACGAGCCCCUAAGGUUUUCACCUAUGAUCAGCUGGGUACUCCAACAUGCUACAGUACAGUGUGUACAAAGGAAAUGCCCUACAAGUAUCAGCCCAUACAACACAGAGACAUUCAACCAAUAACCAUGUGGCCUAAUUCCUCCCAAAUUUGUCAGCCACUGUUCAUGCAAAGAUACUGAACAACGAACAGAUUUAAGACUCAGUACAAAAGAGGGAACUAAGAUUAAAAAUGGAUUUUGUGACAUUUUGUUAACUUUUAGUUCAUAAGAGUUGUGAUGUCGGGAUGACAUCUAAUUUUGUGAGGGAGUGUGUGAUAGAUUGAUUAUUUGUUGAAGUUCAUAAUGGAGUAAACAGUUGUUAAAUUGAGUUGUUAAAAGUUACUCAAUUUAUUAUUCAAUUUGUUUCAAAUAUGUAAAUGUAUAAACAAGGGUAAAAGAAGUCCCAUCAAAGAGAUGUAAUGUAACACAAAACAGUUAAAAGAGUUCAUGACUUUGUUUAACCGGAUAACAAUCCUUAAUGUGACUAUAACCUGUGUAAAAUUCAAUCUGUGAUCUACUUGUCGAGCCUGGGGAAUAAUCCAUGUGAUUUAGUGAUCAUGAUUGAUUCGUUAUGUCUGCCGUUGCCGGAAGGGGGAGCUCUGGCCACGAUGCCUCAUUCGCAAUGAAGCUGCUGAAAGAGAAGCAUCGUGUCUGAGCGUUGUCAUUGACUUAUCCCCUUUACAGCUUUUCACAUUA